AUGCGACUGCUUUGGCUUACCCACAAAUUACUUCUGACCAUUCCCCAAUCCUAUUCACCCCAGUUCCUCUUUCUUGGAGCAAGACUCCCUUCAAAUAUGAAAUCUUCUGGGAUGAGCAUGAGCAAUGUAAUGAUAUUGUCACCCAGGGAUGGACUUUGCCUAUUCAUCAUGAAGAUUGCUGGACUAAUUUGUCUAAUCGAUUUUCAAAGCUCUAAACAUAACCUUUGGUCUUGGCAGAAGAGAACUUUUAAAGCUGCGGACAAGGAAAUCCUAAGACUGAAACAAGAUCUGCAUUGGUUGGAGGAUAAACCAAACCACCUUGUUGAUUGGGCCGAGGUCAAUAAUAUUAAAUUGAAAAUUGACACUCUUUGGAGGCAAGAAGAGUUGUUUUGGGGCCAAAGAUCCAGAAUUAAAUGGGCUAGAUAUGGGGAUAAAAAUUCCAAAUUUUUCCACGCUUCAACUAUCCAGAGAAGGAAUAGGAAUCGCAUUGAUAGGGUUCGUGAUUCACAGGGGGUUUGGAAGGAGGGCCAAUCGGAAGUGAUGGGGGCCUUUAUCUCCCACUAUGAGGAUAUCUUUCAGACUGAAGGGGUUAGCCAAAUUGAGGUCUACUUGCAAAAUUUCCCUAAGAAGGUCUCCCAAGAGUUGAAUGAUAAGUUGGUUUUGGCAGUUUCAGAUUCUGAAAUCACUGAGGCAGUCAACAAUUUAGGAGGCUUGAAAGCUCCGGGGCCGGAUGGCCUAAAUGGCCUGUUUUUUAAAAACCAUUGGGAUACAAUCAAAGGCACAGUUUGCCCUGCUAUUCAGGAGUUAUUCAGAUCUGGGAAUUUAUCUUCUGAGAUUAAUGAGACGAUAGUGGCCUUAGUUCCCAAGGUUGACUCUCCAGAAAGCGUUGUGCAAUUUAGACCUAUUAGUUGUUGCAACUAUAUUCUUAAGGUCAUCUCCCGGAUAAUGGUCUCGAGACUCAAGGAAGACCUGAAUUCCCUUAUCUCCCCUAACCAAUCUGCCUUUGUAGGUGGGAGAUUAAUUCAGGACAAUAUUUCUGUAGCUCAGGAAGCCUUUCACUUGCUACUUAAAGGGGGACAAAGAUCGAAGAAUUACAUGGCAAUUAAGGUUGAUAUGAGCAAGGCUUAUGACAGAUUAGAGUGGGUCUUCAUAGAAAAGACUCUUUUGGCCUACGGUUUCCAUCCCAUCUGGGUUGAAAGAGUUUUAACUCUUGUCAGAGGGGCUACCUACAUGUUGAAAGUAAAUGGUUUUCUAAGCCUACCUCUGAUUCCGGGUAGAGGACUACGACAGGGAGAUCCCCUUUCUCCCUAUCUCUUUGUACUUGUCACAGAUGUUCUGUCCUUUAUGUUGACUAAAGCCCAACAAGAAGGGAAGAUUUCUGGCCUCAGGUUCUCAAUCGAUUCUCCAGCUCUAACUCACCUUUUUUUUGCUGAUGACUCCUUGCUGUUUGCUGAAGCAUCUAUUAGUGAAGCUACGAGCCUUAUCCAUGUGUUGAAUUUAUUCAAUAGUGCUUCGGGUCAGAAAAUAAAUGUUGCAAAAUCUGGCCUUAUUUUUGGGAAGUUGGCUUCUAAUCACAACAAGAGGGACAUAGCUAAUCUGCUUCAUAUGCCUAUUUGGACUAAUCCUGGACAGUAUCUGGGUCUGCCAGCUACCUGGGGGAGAAAUAAGUGCCAUUCCCUAGCUUGGAUAGAAGAGAGGAUUAAGGAGAAACUAGAAGGUUGGAAGGAGACUUUAUUGAACCAAGCAGGUAAGGAGGUUUUGAUCAAGGCCAUCAUCCAGGCAAUUCCCUCUUAUGCUAUGGCGAUUAUUCAUUUCCCUAAAACAUUCUGCAAUUCCCUUAAUGCUUUGGUGGCUAAUUUCUGGUGGAAAAGCCAAGGGAAGGAUCGGGGUAUACAUUGGCGUAGUUGGGAAAAAAUGACUAUGAGCAAGGAUGAGGGGGGAAUGGGUUUCAGAGACUUCAGGAUCCAGAAUCUAGCCUUCCUAGCUAGACAAGCUUGGCGUGUUCUAACAAAUCCAGAUGCAUUAUGGGUUUGUGUUUUGAAAUCCCUUUACUUCCCAACCACCAAUUUUAUGAAGGCAGAACUGGGUCAGAAUCCUUCUUGGAUGUGGCGGAGUUUAUUAGCAGGUAGGGACUUCAUUAACAGAUACAGCAGAUGGGCUGUGGGAUAUGGUAACUCUAUACAUGUUUGGGGUGAUAACUGGUUGAGUUCGGGUGAUUGCCUGGUAAAACCUACUAAUGCUCCUGAUAUGAAGGUCAGUGAGCUUAUUUCUCCCUUUGGGGAAGGCUGGAAUGACGCCCUGAUCAGGGGUCUAUUCCAACCAGAACUAGCAACAAAAAAUUUUCAAACUCCAGCCAGCAUGUUACACCAACCAGAUGUUUUGUUUUGGCCUCAUACACCGAGGGGUGAUUAUACAGUUAAUUCUGGGUUCAAAGUUGCCAGACAAAACACGAUCAGACAACAACCUCAAAGCUCUUGUUCUCAUCGCAUCCCAGAUGAACUCUGGAAGACGAUUUGGAAAUCUAAUAUCCCACAAAAAAUUAAAGUCUUUCUAUGGAAAGCAAGUCACAACUCACUGGCAGUAAAAUUCAAUUUGUGGAAGAAAAGAAUUUCACCUUGUGGUAUUUGCCCUGUUUGUGGAGAGGGCCUUGAGACCGUGGAACAUCUUUUCCUGAUCUGUCCCUGGACUCGUGCUGUGUGGUUUGGGUCUUCUAUGCAAUGGAUUGUUUCCUUGGAAGGAUUGAGCUCUUUUGAUACUUGGCUCUGGCAGAGGAUCAACAUUCUGAAAGGUAUGUCCCAGGAUUUUAACAAAGAUUUCUCCAUCCUGGCGAGUCUCCUUUGGUCCAUAUGGCGAGGGAGAAACAACUCGGUGUUUAAAGCAGUAAGACCUAACCCAGAAUCUGCCAUCCAACAAGCGACUAUAAUCCUCUCCACUAUGGAUCUAGCAAAACCAGUGAAAGAAGAUAGAAUUAGUGACUGUGCUCAAAGCCAAAGAGCUCGCCCCUCAGACUGGAUUCCCCCUCCAGGGAAUGCCCUCAAAAUUAAUGUGGAUGCGAGCUGGGUAGAGAGCUUACCUCUUUCUGCAGUAGGAGUGCUUAUCAGGGACAAAUUUUCGACCCUCCUAUCGGGCUCCCAUGCGAGGAUCUACAGCUCUUCUCCACUGAUUUCAGAGGCGUAUGCUAUCAGAGAAGGCUUGAACCUGGCCUACAAUCUUGGCUGCACAGAGAUUAUUUUGGAAUCAGACAACAAAACUCUUAUGGAUGCAUGCAGAUCAGGAUUCUUAAUUGGUGAAGUAAGUUCUAUCUUGCAAGACAUCUCUCAUCUCAAAGGACAUUUCCAUAGUUGUGUCUUCUCUUGGACUAAUAGAGAAAGAAAUAAAGUUGCUCACCUCGUUGCAAAGUCUUGCAUGCAAGGAUUAUUGGAAUGGAAUUGGCUGUUUAUGCCCCCUCAGGAGCUUCAGAAGGCCCUUGUUGAUGAUGCUAUGGUGGCAGCGUCAAAGAAUGGCUUCCCGAGUUGGCGAUCUUUCUGAUGGAGCCUAAACAUUCGUUUCCUCUCUCAUUUCUUUGUUUGGCCUCUUGUUGAUCUGGUUCUCUAAUGCAGUCCCUCCAUCUAUGGUUUUGAGAAGAAGGUGCGGAGAGAUUUUGAUUUGGGGCAGCGGUUUGUCUGGAGGAAAGAAGAAAUGACUGUUCACAGGAAAGAAGAAAUUGUUAACUGUUUGAAUUGAUAAUGGUACUCUGGAGGAUAGUGCAAAGAAUUGUUAAUGGCCUUGGUGCCAGUGCUUUGAGUGGGAAUCUAAACCAUCUUAACGUUAGGUGGGUGGAAUUUUACUAGAUCAUUUAAAGCUGAAUAUGUACCAUGUGAAAGCUGGCCAUCUUGUCUUUACCUGUGUCGGUUGUAUCUGUAACUGCUCCCUUUCCUUGUUUUUUCUGCUCUCUGCUUCUUGGGCUUUUGCUGGCCUUGUUCCUUCCCCGUUAGUGGGCCUUGGCUGCCUGGCCUGUUUAUUUGAAGAUUGAUAUCUUUGACCAAAAAAAAAAACUAAA
Messenger RNA from Lotus japonicus, 4039 nucleotides. RefSeq lists its product as uncharacterized. The record is from RefSeq and is a predicted model, not a curated record. Gene Ontology annotation, molecular function: nucleic acid binding; RNA-DNA hybrid ribonuclease activity. Lineage: Eukaryota; Viridiplantae; Streptophyta; Magnoliopsida; Fabales; Fabaceae. The transcript has a single exon. The coding region runs from base 1 to 3528 and encodes 1175 amino acids.